AUGCAAAAAAUUUCUUUAUUAAAAUGGGACAGUUUUUCUUUUCUCUGGAUUUUGGUUUUUCUACAAUCUCUUUUUUUUAUCUCUAUCUCUUUAGUUUUCAAUUUAUUCCACAAUUCUUUUAUCUCUAUGUUAUCUCUCUCAAAAUUUUCAAUUUAUUCCACAAUUUCCUCUUUUAUCUCUUCUUUCAAUUUAUUUCCAAUUCUUUUCUUUAUCUCUCUCUCUUUAAAUCCAUCAAUUUAUUCCACAAUUCUUUUCUUUAUCUCUUUCUCUCUUUUUAAUCUCGAUAUUCCAAAAAUCAAACCAUCUCUCUCUUCUCUCUUUUCAAUUUAUUCCAGAUACCUCUUUCUUUUCUCUCUCUCUCUUUCAAUUUUAUUUCACAAUUCUUUUUUUAUCUUCUCUUUUUUCCAAAUUUAUUUCACAAUUAAAUUUUUUUUCUCUUUCUCUCUUUUCAAUUUAUUUCCUGGAUUACAAAAGAAAAUCUCUCUAUUUUUCAAUUUAUUCCACAAUUCUCUUUCACCAUUUCUUUUCUUUUUUCAAUUUGGGAUCCUGAAUUUCUUUUCCCAUUAUAUAUUUCCUUUCAAUUUUAUUCCACUUCUCUUUAAUUAUCUCUCUCUUUUUCAAUUUUAA
Molecule: messenger RNA, 627 nt
Organism: Acanthosepion pharaonis
Lineage: Eukaryota; Metazoa; Mollusca; Cephalopoda; Sepiida; Sepiidae
Source: the annotation of a GenBank genome assembly